AACGUCGGCCAGCAACCGGUUGCUAAGGAAUAUACUUCCGCAUUCAGCUACGUACACGCAGAUAAAGGCGUUUGAAAAAGGCGCUGAAUGUCACGUGUUGGGGGCGUUCCCAGAAUGUGCCAGACGUCACCGGCGGAAGUAGGAAGCAGCUGCCACAGACGUGCGGGACACACGUGGGUAGGAGUGCGUAUUGGAGUACGAAUUGGCGUGAUAAUGAGCGGGUUUGUAUCAAGCAAAACGCAAGGACCUCCAAGCCCAGCUGUGGAAUCCUAUUUAUUCGGUUGUGAAUUGUCAUCAAAAACAAAACAAUACACUUUCCAAGUAGAUGAAGAGGAUGAUGCUUCACACUGUGUAUGCUUGCAGACUAUUAGUCUUGGGGCAGGAGCUAAGGAUGAACACAACGUAGUGGAAGUGACUGCCCAUAAUUAUCAAGAUAAGGAAGUUACUGUGCCUUUAGCUAACCUUAAACUUUCAUGUCAGCCCAUGGUGAAUGUGGAAUAUUUUGAGAUUGAGCCACCAGUGACCUUUCGUUUAACAUCUGGUUCCGGUCCAGUUUUUAUCUCGGGUCGUCAUUAUAUUGUAAUCAAUGAUGACAUAGACCUGUCAGGUUCAGAUGAGGAUGAUGACGACGAGGAUAUUGAUGAUGAUGAUGAUGAUGAUGAUGAUGAUGAUGAAGAAGAAGAAGAAGUAGUUACUCCAAUAAAACCAGCUAAGAAAAGCCUAAAAACCUUAUCACAUACCAUAUAAACUAGCCUGGCUCUGGAGACGUCACUCCGGUGUAAAUCCUGUGUUCUAGACAUCACUUCGGAGGUUUGAGGCAUUUCCAGGUGUUAUACUAGAACUCAGGUACUCUUCAGAUUUACAUAAAAAAUAUGGACUAAUGAAAGUGCCUUUUAUUAACAUCUCUGUUUUUGGAACCUAACAGUUAUUUAACUCACCACCCCUAUUGAUGUUGCUCCCAGUGGCCUCAAAGUAGGUGCCCAUUUUUUAAAUUUCUAGCAUGGAGACAAGUUUUGGAAGCACAGAGACCAGUUUUACUCCAAGCAGAGCCUCCUGCAGGCCACAUGGGGCAACCCAAUAGCCAAUCACAGUUCUAAUUUUGCAUCCUCAAGGAACUUUUUCAUGCGUGUCUGGCUCACCGACACUGUUUACAUUUUAUGUGUGGCUCACGAGUAAAAAAAAUAAAGAUGUUUGGAUCCCUGGUUUAGCUGUUCAUCGGGACUGUUUACUGAUAGAAUGAGUGCAGUGGGCUGCGUCUAUUUUAGCAUUCCAACACCAGCUUUUUUUUUUUUUUUUUUACAGAUUUCUUAUUAUUAACAUUACAGCUCAUCCACUGGUCCAGUACAAUUUUUAGAUUCAAACUGUGAAUAGUUUCAGUAUUUUAUGUAUGAAAAGUAAUAUCAAGCCAAGAGGUUUACAAAUCCUGUGUUUGGAAAGUGCCCCAUGCAGUUUCAUAUGUCUAAGUAGGUUGGUCCAAGAAAGCAGAAUUGUGAAGCUCAGAAAUUUGUACUUUGCAUUUUUGAUUAAGCUUUUUUAAAUUAUGGGGCUUUGAGGUUAACAGCCUCAGGUGGCUUCAGACUGGGGGGGUGCAUGUAACAAUCUACCGUGAUUUGGUAGCUGUAUGGUGACAAGAUUGUAUGGGCAUUGGCACAGCCUGUGACAGUAUAAAAUUGUUUUGACCAGCAGUGUAUAUGGCAUUCAUGCCUUUCAGGUUAAGCCUAUGACACUCUGCUAAAAAGCAUGAGUGGAAUUUCAGUGGUUAGGACUUGAGAGGUCUUCAGUGCAACCAUUUCUUAAUUAGCUCUGACGUUUUUCCUGAAUGUAACAGGAUUUUUAUAAUGUAUGUAAUUUUGUUUCUGGUUGAUUUAUAAAUGAAUUGUUUAGAAAGUCCUGGUUAUCAUAUAAUCUCAGGUGGAAAACUGAAAUUGAGAACGGAAAUUGGCUACAUACUGCAUUAUGUUGUAUUUCCUAAUUUUAAAUGUUUGACCAGAACCACAAAGUCUACAGUGUUUGACUAUGGCAGCCAUUACUAACAUAAGGCCAAGUUACGUUUUUUAAAAAAACAAAAACUGUAUAUUACGUUCUUCUCUAUUCUUGUUGAAAUAAUGAAAUAUAUGUACUUAUUUUCAGAAGAAAAAAUAAAAUUGUGCACUGCCUUA
Xenopus tropicalis (tropical clawed frog) is the source of this 2159-nucleotide messenger RNA. It is a transcript of the gene npm3, whose product is annotated as nucleophosmin/nucleoplasmin 3. Lineage: Eukaryota; Metazoa; Chordata; Amphibia; Anura; Pipidae. Gene Ontology annotation, cellular component: nucleus. The record is from RefSeq and is marked provisional.